Messenger RNA from Fusarium keratoplasticum, 969 nucleotides. RefSeq names its product CN hydrolase domain-containing protein. Gene Ontology annotation, molecular function: catalytic activity. Bases 1 to 969 code for a protein of 322 amino acids. The transcript has 8 exons. NCBI's taxonomy places the organism in Eukaryota, Fungi, Ascomycota, Sordariomycetes, Hypocreales, Nectriaceae. The record is from RefSeq and is a predicted model, not a curated record.
AUGUCAUCGACCACCCCCAUCAAAGUUGCCGCAGUCCAAGCGGCUCCCGUUUCAUUCGACCUGGAUGCAAGCUUGGAGAAGCUCCAAAGAUUGACCGCGCAAGCAGCUGAGGCAGGCGCUGACAUUGUCGUCUUUCCCGAGGCCUUUCUCUCCGCAUACCCUUGGCGCUAUUCUUUCGAUGCGACCAUCGGCGCCCGUGAACCUCGAGGCCGGAAGUGGUACGCUCGAUAUGCCGCGUCCGCCGUUGCGAUUCCGUCGCCGGCUUUUGACACUCUGAAGGAGGCAGCCAAAACAAACAACGUAUUCCUCCAUGUUGGAAUCAUCGAGAAGGAUGGCGGAACUCUUUACUGCACGGCCGUAUUGUUUGACCGCAGUGGAGACCUGCUUUACAAGCAUCGGAAGCUGAUCCCAACCGCCGCCGAGCGAUUGGUUUGGGGUCGUGGUGCCGGUGAUGGCUUACAAGUGGUACAAACACAGCUCGGCAAGGUUGGAACUCUGAUAUGCUGGGAAAACUACAUGCCCGCAGCACGUAUGGCAUUAUAUCAACAAGGCAUCGAAAUAUAUAUCGCACCCAACGCUGACGACUUGCCCGAAUGGACCGCAACGAUGCAGCAUAUUGCAAAAGAAGGCCGCUGUUUUGUCAUCUCAGUCAACUCAGUCUGCAAAGUGUCAGAUUUCCCACCCGACUAUCCGCCGUUCACCCUGGAGCACAGCGACCGGAAACCCGAUGGGUCACAAUGGGAAGCUGAAGACAUAGUAAACAGAGGGGGAUCAUGCAUCGUCGGGCCGCUGGGUACCUUCUUGGCCGAACCCGUUUGGGAUAAAGAAGAUAUUAUCUACGUGAGUCUAGAUGCAUCUAAGAUUUCAGAAUCCAGGCUUGAUUUCGACCCCGUCGGAAGCUAUUCCCGACCUGAUGUUUUUACUCUGACUGUCAACACCAAGCCAGGGACGAACGUGAGGUUUGAAUAA